UUGUUUAGAACUACGGAGUCUAAAAGUGAAACUGGAAGAAUAACCUCUGCUUUGGCUUCGGACUAUGAUUCUAGCUAUAUACAAGACGGAAAGCAGUCAGUAUCUCAAAUGUUGCUUGUAGAUGAACUGUUGAUGGAAUGGGUCGAAACUGUUCUCAAGAAAGGUGUAAGAGGCUUGAGAGAAGAAUUCUUACAGUUACUGCAGAAGAAAGAAUAUUAUAUUCAAGGCUCGACUAUAAAUACGGUAUCGGAUUUCUGGUAUAUGAUUUAUCAACAGAAAACAGAAUUUAUUAUUAUGCUAACUAAUUUUAACAAAAAUGAACCUGAAAAAUCAGCAAGUCAUUCACCUGUCGAAAGUGGUCAACUAUGUAUAAAUAACGAUAUUGGUUUACACUGUCGUACUUGCGAACGUCGCAUGGAUUUCCCCUCUGAAAUAUGGCAAAAAACUAUUGAAAUAUUUUUGGAUGAAACUAUACAUUUUGUCACAAUCUUUCACUGGACUGAUUGGCCUGCCCACGGCGUACCUCGCGAUUUUAUCAGUCCUUUGCGUCUUCUCGAAGAGGCAAAGUUUAUUUCUUUAAAUAAUAAAAACUUUUUGAAAAGUAAUACACAUAUUUGAAU
Messenger RNA from Thelazia callipaeda (thelaziosis nematode), 620 nucleotides. Lineage: Eukaryota; Metazoa; Nematoda; Chromadorea; Rhabditida; Thelaziidae. The record is from the annotation of a GenBank genome assembly.